Symbiodinium sp. CCMP2592 is the source of this 3630-nucleotide messenger RNA. The record is from the annotation of a GenBank genome assembly. Lineage: Eukaryota; Dinophyceae; Suessiales; Symbiodiniaceae.
AUGGUGACAGCCGACUGCGGUAAUGGCUCUGCUUGCGCGGCCAACUUCGGACCGUUUCAAGGACACAUGUCCCAGAAAGAGUUUGAUGAGCUGGGAUAUCCAAAGGUUCCGGACCACUGGACCAAAGAGUGGAUGCUGAGACAAAUCGAGCUGGAGAAGGUUGACCCACGGGUCAAUCCUAACCUUCUGCUUGAUGAGACGCACCAGGAAUUCUGGGACAACGCUUCUCGGAAGCCAUAUGCGAAAGCUAUUCUUAGAUCCGAGCAGCACUGGCUCCAACGGAGAAAGCUUUGGCUCCGCCAAUAUGAGCAAGUUGCGCUUGCCAACAUGAUUCGCGAAGAGCUAGCUGCAGAACUGGAAGCAUGCCCUCCCAGCGUAAAGCGGCAGGUUAUGCCUAUCCUGAAAUACAAGAUCACAGAAAUCGCGUUGACGAACAGUUUAAAUCUUGCUCGAGCACAGCGGCUUCCGCUAAGCGAAAUCCUUCAAAGACCCGAUCAGGUGCACCAGAUGCAGUCCCUUCGACUGAAGCUCGAAGACGGCGGCUCCCAAGUGGCUGAGCAGCUUUUGGAGGAAUACAACGCACGUGCCACGGACCGAAUACGCACAAACGCCACCAUCAAGCAAGAGGAGGAGAGAUCAAUGCCAGUGGUCUUGGAUUCCGACAGCAUGGCAAAGCUCAUGAACCAAGCGCAGAAGCUCCGAAAAGAUGGGUAUAUCGAAUGGCACAAAGGUGCCGUCGAGGAGGCUUUCCGUAGCUGGUGCGAAGCAGAAGCUCACCUGUACCGCAAACGACUGCCGGAGGGUGAUGCAGGAAAUGCCAUGGUCAGCGAUUUGCAUUGCAUUCUGCUGAAGAACAUUGCGCAGGCAGCCAUCAAGCUUGGGCAUUGGUCAGACGCUUUGCGAGCGUCAGAGGAUGCCCUCGCGAUAGACGACGAGGAUCCCAAAGCAUGGUUUCGACGUGCCUGUGCGUUGGAAGGCCUAGGACGCUAUCCAGAGGCAAAGGAGGCGCUGGAGCACAUCGAGUCACUUGCAGUGGGACGUCCUGAUCGUGCUCGCUUGGUUCGAGAUGUCGGCACCCGCCGCGAGCGGAUAGAUUCCUUGACGGUGAAGCACACGCAGACAGAGCGUCUCGCCAUGUGCAGAGCCCUGAAGCAGCGGGUGUUUGCAGAGGACACAGUUCCGCCCUUGGAGAUGACUGGCAGCCUGGAUCAGGUGCCGGACCAGGAGUCGGAAGAAGAUGAUCAAGAACUGCAGCAGCUCGAGGAAGAGCUGUUGCAGCUGGAAAUGGAAGAUGCAGCCCUGAAUGGCACUUCCCGUGCAGUCUCGAGUGUUGUUCCUGCGGUGACGAAAUGCUUUGCCGUUGGAGAUCGCGUGCAAGCACGGGAGAUGCUGGCAGACGUAGACGCGGGACACUGGGGCACAGUGGUCGAGGUGGACGGUGAUGGUGACAUCAAGGUGCUUUUCGACGGACAAGACGAGGCUCAGCUGAUCUUCAGCGUGGACUUCAGCAGCCUGCUGACGGAAAGUGCGGCCGGCUACAGCGCGGAGUCAUCCAGGAGUCGCGCGAGGCCUGGAGAUUUCUGCUUGACUCAUGACGGAGCAUCCGACCUCCUGGAUGUCUUGCUUUCCGCCUACCAAGACCCUGGGUUCCAGCAGCAAGUCGCCAAGCUGGCGCGAGAUGUGCGCUGGGAUGUGGAAAGCUUCAGGCGGCACCUGCCCAAGGUGGCGCUCGGCCCACAGAAGGAAGCGCUGCUCCGCUUCGGCUUCGAGGCUUCCCUGGAGGGCGCCGGCGCGGCGCAGCAGGCGUUGGAGGCCGCAAAAGCACAGGCUUCCACAAGGCAGCGUGUGGGAUUGCAGAAGCAAUCCGACGAUGUGACGAGGACACUCUUCGGUGAGAUGUACCGCGUCGCUUUCCCGAGCUCCGACGUGCGAAGUAGCCAGUCGGCUGAUGUGCAGUCCGCGGUGGUGGAAGCGGUGGAGGUGAGGCAUCUUUUCAAUGCUUGGGACGUGUUAGUUGAGUAUGCUGAUGGUGGAGAUGCUUCGGUCCCUACGGCCUCUGUUUCUCUGUCUUCCUUACGCACUCGUCAGGAAAAGUCUCGACGGCUUGUUGGAGCUGCCAAAGCUUUAUGUCCGCCGUGCGGUUGGCAAAGAAUCUGGCGAAUCUCUUGCGCAACGGAUGUGCUGUGGGACCGACAUGCCAUGCUUCACAAGCUUCCGGGAACAACAGACACCCUACCGUCUAUUGUAGCGGACGCGCAUGCCGCUGGGUUGUCCGCGCUUCCUGCUGCGGUCCUUGCCCGCAUCCUUCUCAGCUGCGAUCUGACGGGUCUCUGCUGCUUGGCAGCCGCAGCUUCCUUGUUUUGCUUGGGUUCUUCGGACGUCGGGGAAGCGAUGCCACUGCCCUGUGAGAAGGGUCCAGAUCGCUGGCUCUCCUUUGCCAGGGCAUCUCUGCUCUGGGCCGACCUCUUGGCGUCCUUGCACCUUGGCUCUGCCAAAGUCGCACAAAGGUUCCAGCAGCUGGCCCGGCAACCACGAGCAGCUCCGAGUGCGUGGAUCACAGGCAGCGGCCAAGCCACAGCCGCCUCGUUCUCAGCCUACAUGUCAGCCACGAUUACGGCGGAGGCGUCCUGUGCGGCCAUGUGCCCCGAUGCUGCUGGGCUCAUGGCCACGGGGCACGAGCACGGCAUCCGCUUGUGGGGAAUGCCGGAGAUGUCCAAGCUCGGCGUCAUCAGGACGCGAAGCCCCGUGGUGGCCCUUGAUCUGGGAAGGGCGGGAGACUUCCUGGCUGCCAUACAAACUGGGAGCCCUGUCUUGCUGCUGUGCAUGUGGGACCUCACAUCAGAGAUCGCUGGCCCAGGGCUUUCACCGCCACUUUGGUCCAUGAACGUGUCGUCGACUUCUCCCCUGAGUUUCGUUGGACGCUGUAUACUCAUAGCAAGUAUGAGACCAGGACUUGAAAUGCUGGAUGCCUCUGAUGGUGAGCGCAUCCAGUUCAUCGACCUGCCCGGGUGCCCUCAAGCCGCAUGUCGCUGUAUAGAGCCGCAGGAAUGGUGUUGCGAGGCUCCGUCUUCGCGCGCUGCCACAACAUGCAUGCUUUUGGCCGUGGGUUGCACGGUCCUUGCGAUUUCCGAGCACAGCGCUUCCACACAUGUACAGGGAAGCGACAUCCUUGCAUUUGUUGAGCCGGAGGAGAGAUGCGCCCAACUUGUGUCCUUGGGCGCUUCUAGUACCGAAGUGGCCGCAGCCACCGAGGACGGCCGGGUGCUUCUUUGGAGGUUGGUCGACCGAACAUUGCUUGCCAUUUUCCCUGCAUUUACCGUUCUUGAUUUCGAGAACUUGUCCUGGUCGGUUGGACAAGCAGAGAUGGCAUUCCCCGCGCAGCUCACACAAAUGGUGGUUUUAGAGGAGGUGCUUGUUGUUGCUUGUAAUCUGGGGCAGCCGGGUGACGCUUCUGCAGGCUGCGUGCUGACGGCUUGGCAUACGUCAACGGGCACGAGGUUGCCACAUCCCUGGCACCUGGCCGGGCCGCUGGAGGCCUCUGCCUCCCGUCACAGUUCGUCCAUCCCGGUCUUUCUCCCAGGCAGACUCGUCGGGUGCUCAGAAACUCGGCAGUGCCGCUUACAAGGCUAG